ACUGGUGGGGAAAAAACUUCCUCUUUUCAAAUCCUCAAAUUUUGCAGCAGUGAAUGAAACAAAAAAAAACAACAUACAUAAACCUAAAAAAACAUUUAUGAUGUGAUUUCUCCUCGUAAAUUUCAAACCAAAUGCUCUCUACAUAUUGAUUAUCCAGUAAUGCCCUCCAUCCAUGGCAUUAGUGUUCAUUUUAUUUAUUGAAUUUCUGUUUCUGGUGGGAGGGUGUUUUCCUUUCAUUUUGGUUUAUGUUUUGCAGUUUCGCUUCUUUCUGCGAUGCAAAUUUAAUUUCAGACUGAUGUUCUGAGCUUCACUUCAGCAACAACACACAUCCAGCAAUCAGGAUGAAGAUGAUUUCACUCUUCAGAUUUAUCUGCUUGAUUCUGACUUGGACUCACAUUCAGACCUCCGAGAGACCAAACUGUUACGAAUGCGACAAUUAUCACAUCUGCAGCUGUUCUGCAAAAGACUUCCAGCAUGUUCCCAUCGUUCCCCCCGACGUUCUUUCCCUCGACGUGUCUUUCAACAAGAUCGAGUUCAUUACCCAGGAGGAUCUGAGUGUGUACACGGAGCUGAGAACUUUAAAGCUGCAAUGGAACAAACUCGGCACCAUCCACAAAGAGGCGUUUCAUUCCCAAAGCAAACUGGAAGAGCUUGAUCUGUCCUUCAAUAACCUGGAGAACAUUUCUUCAGUCUGGUUUUCUAAGCUUCAAGCUCUCAAACAUCUGAACAUCUUGGGAAACCGAUAUACAACCUUGGGAUCUGUUGCCUUGUUUGAAUUUGUUGAGAACCCCACACUGAAAACGUUACAAUUCGGCAACCCUUUAAUCGAGGAUGUAAGGCGGAACAUGUUGCAUAAGGUCAGACGGCUGGACGAGCUGACAUUUGUCGGUGGUAAUCUGAAAUCAUAUGAAAAUAGAAGUUUUCAAACAGUUGAACCCAUCCGGGCAGUUUCAAUCAGCCUUCAGGGUUUUCAGAAUGAUUCAACACUCGUAUCCACGAUCUUUCGAGAUGUUUCUCACCCUGAGACAUCUCUGACCAUUAGAGAUAUUACAAUCAUGACAAAUGAAGAUGCACAACCCUUUAAAGAAGUCAAAGAAGGUUGUACCAGAAGGCUUACUUUUCAAAAUGCAAGCAUGACUGAUGAGGGGGUCACCAAGCUUCUAGAAGUUUUAGAUGGCACUCCGAUGUCUUACUUCGGUCUGGAGGAUGCUUACUUCGUAGGUCACGGUUGGUGGCAAAAAGCUCAGUGGACACAUUACGAAAACCUGCACAUGCUGUUUAUCCGCAAUCUGGAAAUCCAGGGCUUCUUCAUGUUCAGCAGCAUGAUGCAGUUAGCCUUUCUGCUCAAGCAUUUUACCAGGGUAUCAAUCAUCAACAGCACUGUCUUCGUCAUGCCGUGCAACACCAGCGCUCUUCUACAAAAGGUGGAGUACCUGGACAUGAGCCAGAAUCUCCUCUCAGAUAUCACCCUGCAGGAAACUUUAUGUAAUGGUGACUCCAAGAUGCGUGAUCUUAACACACUCAAUGUAAGUUACAACUCGCUGAAAUCUUUCCAUCUCCUGCCGCGGCUGGUUUCACGUCUCCACAGGCUUACAUCACUAGACCUGAGUCACAAUGACUUUUUACACAUGCCACAGAGCUGCACUUGGCCUGCAAGUCUCAGCUUCUUAAAUCUCUCUGCUACAAAACUCCACCGCAUAACCCCAUGCCUGCCUCAGAGCCUGACCGUUCUGGAUUUGAGUCAUAAUUACCUGAUAGCUUUCCACCACCAUCUUCCAAACCUUGUGGAGCUCUGGCUUACAGGAAACAGGUUUAUUUCCCUCCCAGAUGGUGGACAGUUCCCAAGUCUGCGCGUGUUACUCAUUCAAAUCAACACAUUGAAUAUGUUCAACCAAAGCAACUUGAUGGCAUUCCAGUCUCUCCGCUUCCUGGAAGCUGGUCAGAACAAUUUUGUUUGCAGCUGUGACUUUGUAAAUUUCUUUCAGGGUCACACUGAUCACUUGGUUAAGCUACGUGACGGACGUCGUAACUACGUGUGUGACUCUCCUUUCACAUCAAGGGGUUUGGCGGUAGAUAACGUUCAACAGGGGUACAUUGAGUGCCACAUGAUCCUGUCCGUAUCUAUCCUCUGUUUUAUGUUCAUCCUCUUUGGAAUCAUCACCGUGAUAUUCUGCUACAAAUGUCACGUCUGUUGGUACCUCAAGAUGGUAGCCGCAUGGUUGAAAGCCAAAAGUCAUCCAGCCGUGUACAGCAGCGAGACGGAUAUUCGAUAUGACGCGUUUGUAUCGUACAGUCAGCAUGACGCCGAGUGGGUGGAGGAAAUCCUAGUGCCGAAGUUAGAGAACUCAGGGAUCGCUCUGUGUCUACACAAGCGAGACUUCCAGCCAGGCGGCUGGAUUAUGGAUAACAUCAUCGAGUCCAUCGAAUCCAGCUAUCGGACACUCUUUGUCCUGUCAGAGAACUUCGUGAAGAGCGAUUGGUGCAGCUACGAGCUGAACUUUUCACAUUUUCGGAUUCGCGACGAGCACAACGAUUCGGCCGUCCUGAUCCUGCUGGAGCCCAUCGUGAAGGAGAGCAUUCCCAUGCGCUUCUGCAAACUGCGCAGAAUAAUGAACUCCAGGACCUACCUCGAGUGGCCUCAGGACGAGGACAACCGAGAGGAAUUUUGGCACAACCUCCGAGCUGCACUGAAGAGGGAGGAUGACUAAUACGGCACUGAUCACUCCCUCCUCACUCAUCAGAGUCAAGACUUCUGACAGUUGCAAAUGAACCCUUUCAUCUUCAUUCAAAUUCACUAUUCUGAUUCUGUUGUGAUUGUGUCAUCUCAAAACUGUUACAAUCUGAGCUUUAAAUAAAAUUAUAUGUAUAUAAAAAAUCUUAAGAAUCAGGGACUUUCCUGUUCAUCUCAGCUUCCUUA
Molecule: messenger RNA, 2917 nt
Organism: Silurus meridionalis
Lineage: Eukaryota; Metazoa; Chordata; Actinopteri; Siluriformes; Siluridae
Gene: tlr2
Product: toll-like receptor 2
Exons: 2
Coding region: 342-2708 (788 amino acids)
Biological process (GO): toll-like receptor signaling pathway; immune response; inflammatory response
Cellular component (GO): membrane
Molecular function (GO): transmembrane signaling receptor activity; triacyl lipopeptide binding; protein binding
Source: RefSeq, a predicted model, not a curated record